Eucalyptus grandis is the source of this 1188-nucleotide messenger RNA. RefSeq names its product alpha-1,3-arabinosyltransferase XAT3-like. NCBI's taxonomy places the organism in Eukaryota, Viridiplantae, Streptophyta, Magnoliopsida, Myrtales, Myrtaceae. The transcript is spliced from 3 exons. Gene Ontology annotation, molecular function: glycosyltransferase activity. The record is from RefSeq and is a predicted model, not a curated record. Bases 1 to 1101 code for a protein of 366 amino acids.
AUGGUGGAGAAAGCUCUGGGAGAUGCAAAUAGUGUCUUCUCUAGUAAACGAGCAGCUCUAAGAGUAUUGGUGAAUCAUGGUGAGAAGGAUGGUUUCACUGCGGCCAGAAUGAUCUUAUCUGGGAUUCCUCUGGACGAAACACACCUACAAAAUCGUCUGUCCAUCCUGAUGAAUGAUGAAAAGAAGAGAAGUUUGUACAAUUGGUGGAUUAUGAAGUAUGAGACCAUCCUUUCUCGCCUCUGGAACUAUCCGCUCAUCGACUUUGCUGGAGAUAAAAGAACCCAUUGCUUACCAGAGGCCAUUGUUGGUGUGAAAAUCCAUGAUGACCUUACUGUGGAUCCUUCACUGAUGAAGGGGAAUAAGAGCAUCCUCGAUUUCAGACACUUCCUUGACCGUGCUUACCAGCCGUGGAUAAAAGGUUCAAUACCAGACAAGGAGCAAGGGGUACAGCUGAAACUGAAUCAAUGGGCUUCAGUGCCAACUUUGGGGCAAUCAAUGAAAAUUAAUAAAGACAACCAGAAACACCAGGUGAAGAAACCGAAGCUAGUGAUAUUAUCGCGCAGUGGGUCCAGGGCGUUAGUUAACAAAGACUGCUUGGUUAAAAUGGCAGAGGAUAUGGGGUUCAGAGUAGAAGUUUUGCGGCCUAAGCGAACGACUGAACUGGCGAAGAUGUAUGGCUUGCUUAAUAAGAGGGAGGUUAUGGUUGGUGUACACGGGGCUGCUUUGACCCACUUCCUUUUCCUGAAGCCUGGUUCUGUGCUCAUCCAAGUCAUUCCUUUAGGGACGGAUUCACCAGCUGAGACAUGCUUUGGUAAACCUGCUAGAGAGCUUGGUCUCAAGUAUAUUGGCUACAAGAUUUUGCCUAGGGAGAGCUCACUGUAUAAUGAAUACGAUAAAGAUGAUCCAGUCCUUACAAAUCCAAAGGGUGUGAUUAGGAAGGGAUGGCAAUACACUAAGGAGAUCUAUCUCGACAGACAGAAUGUGAGCUUGGACAUGAGGAGAUUCCACAAGCGGCUGCUUCAAGCCUAUGACUAUUCCUUCAAGAAAAUAAACCGGCAAAUUAGCUACAAUCAAACAACCGACUUGUUUAAGCUUUGCUAACUACUUCCUUCUCUUCACCUUCCUUAAAUAAUUGUCGAUAUUUCUUUCCAUUGACUGAAUGGUUGAAACUUGAAUAAAGUACACUCA